This is a messenger RNA of Gracilinanus agilis (Agile Gracile Mouse Opossum), 900 nucleotides long. RefSeq names its product SEC14-like protein 2. The record is from RefSeq and is a predicted model, not a curated record. Gene Ontology annotation, cellular component: cytoplasm. The transcript has 8 exons. Lineage: Eukaryota; Metazoa; Chordata; Mammalia; Didelphimorphia; Didelphidae. The coding region runs from base 1 to 774 and encodes 257 amino acids.
AUGGCCAUGCAGCUAACGUGGGACCAAAAGCCUCCUGACUCUUCAGGUCUGCUCUUCUUCCCCUUCGAUGGCCCACCAUUAAAGGGCAAACUGAAGAAGCUGGGGUUCCGGGAUAAUAUCCAAGACGUGCUGCCCCUGCUACCUACCCCGGAUGACUAUUUCCUUCUCCGAUGGCUCCGAGCUCGAAGCUUUGACCUGCAGAAGUCGGAGGCCAUGCUGAGAAAGCAUGUGGAGUUCCGGAAACAAAAGAAUCUUGAAAAUAUCAUGAGCUGGCAGCCCCCAGAGGUGAUCCAGCAGUACUUGGCUGGCGGGAUGUGCGGCUUUGACCUCAACGGCUGUCCUGUCUGGUACGAUGUCAUCGGGCCGCUGGACGUCAAGGGGCUGCUGCUGUCCGCCUCCAAGCAGGAUCUGCUCAGGACCAAGAUGAGGGACUGCGAGAUGAUCCGGCUGAUAUGUGCCCAGCAGUCGGAAAAGUUGGGUAAGAAGAUAGAGACCCUCACCAUGGUCUAUGACUGCGAAGGGCUGGGCCUCAAGCAUCUCUGGAAGCCCGCCGUGGAGCUCUACGGGGAGUUCCUUUGCAUGUUUGAGGAGAAUUACCCAGAGACCCUUGGACGCCUCUUUGUUAUCAAAGAUGUCCUGAGGUUUGAUAACACCUACAGUUACAUCCAUGCCAAGAAGGUCAGCUUCACCGUGGAGGUGCUGCUCCCAGACAAGGCCUCGGAGGAGAGGCUGCAGCAGCUGGGAGAGAAGGGGCUGGUACCUUCUCAGCCGUGAGGGCCUCGGCCCGGCCUCAGCCCCGACCCAGGCCCGCCCAGCCUGCCGCCUGGCCCCUCUCCCUGCCGUUCUGUAUUAGGGAUCUGGGUUGGAGCUCAGUACACAGCUCACCCCUGCCUCACUUCU